AUGCAGGGGGGCGACAUCUAUGUGUCAAGAGCGCCGGGGCGCCUGGAUGUGAUGGGGGGCAUCGCCGACUACAGUGGGUCCCUGGUGCUGCAGCUUCCCCUGCGCCAGGCCUGCCACGUCGCGCUGCAGCGGCAGGCUUCCGCGCCGGGGGAGGGCGAGCCCAUGCUGCGCAUCGUCAGCCUGGGCGCCAGGGACGGGCAGCGGGCGUGCCGCUUCGAGAUGCCCAUGCGCCUGUUGGGCACGACGGAGCAGCCGCUGGACCUGCAGGCGGCCCGCGCUCUCUUGACACGCGACCCCGCCACCUCCUGGGCAGCCUACGUGGUGGGGGUGGUGCUGGUGCUGGCGCACGAGGCCCCCGAGUCCAGCCCGCUGGCCGGCGGUGCCGGGCUGGCCGUGCUCAUCGAGUCCGACGUGCCGGAGGGUCGGGGCGUGAGCAGCUCGGCGGCGGUGGAGGUGGCGGCCAUGUCCGCGCUGGCCGCGGCCUUCGGUGCCACACGCCUGGCCAGCGACGGCGCGGCGCUGGCGCUGGCGUGCCAGCGCGCGGAGAACCGGGUGGUGGGCGCGCCCUGUGGCGUCAUGGACCAGAUGGCCUCGGCGCUGGGGAGAGAGGGCGCCCUCAUGGCUCUGCUGUGCCAGCCCUGCCAGUUCCAGGGCACCGUGGAGGUCCCGGAACACGUCAGCCUCAUUGGCAUCAGCUCGGGGGAGCGGCACAGCGUGAGCGGCUCCGACUACGGCGCCGUGCGCACGGGCGCCUUCAUGGGGCUCAAGCUGGUGCAGCAGGCGUGCGAGUGCCGGGGGCAGCCGCAGCCCCGGUGCCUGGCGCAGGUGAGCCCCGAGGCGUGGGACGCCGGGCUGGGCGCCGUCUGCCCGGCAGAGCUGAGCGGCGCGGAGUUCCUGCGCACCCACGGCGAGCAUCUGGACGACGUGACGGGGGUGGACCCCCUCGAGACCUACGCCGUGCGCAUGCCCGCCGAGCACGCCGUGCGCGAGCACGGCAGGGUGUGCGAGUUUGCGCGCCUGCUGGCGGCGGGGCCCUCCGAGGACCAGCUGGAGCGGCUGGGGGAGCUCAUGCUGGCCAGCCACGCCAGCUACGGCGCCUGCGGCCUGGGCAGCCCCGGCACGGACCGGCUCGUGGAGCUGGUGCGGGAGGAGCGGCGGCGCGUGGCGCGCAGGGGGCAGCGCCAGGUGCUGCACGGCGCCAAGAUCACGGGCGGGGGCAGCGGCGGCACCGUCUGCGUCCUGGCCAGCGGCGGGGUGGUGGGGGAGAUGGCGGGGGGGUGGGAGGCUGACCUGUACAGGAUGGAGAGGCUCGGACGUGGAAUGGAGUCCGAUUUCGGGGCGGGCAUCGGGAAUGGUGUCGGAGGGGCGCCUUUGACGGGCGAGGAGCAGGACGGGGCGGCAGCGCCGCCCACGCAAUGCAGCAUCCUCCCGGAGGAGGCCCGCCCCGGUGCAGCUUUCCUGGGCAGCUCGAAUGGAGCCCUGGAGUUUGGGGUGGUGAGACUGAGGCUGCCCAGGGCGCCAAGUGCUCGGCGAGGGUGA
Molecule: messenger RNA, 1539 nt
Organism: Auxenochlorella protothecoides
Lineage: Eukaryota; Viridiplantae; Chlorophyta; Trebouxiophyceae; Chlorellales; Chlorellaceae
Product: L-arabinokinase
Exons: 3
Coding region: 1-1539 (512 amino acids)
Biological process (GO): galactose metabolic process
Cellular component (GO): cytosol; cytoplasm
Molecular function (GO): ATP binding; galactokinase activity
Source: RefSeq, a predicted model, not a curated record